UAAACAAAAACAUCGUGACUCUCGUGCUUUUGUUAAUUUUCUUCAAAUUUCAUCAUGUUUUAAGCUUCCAAAAGUCUCAUUUUCACUUAAAAAUUAAAAAUUCGAGCAACUUUAACCCAAAAUUACUGAAAUUAAGAGGUGACAUCGUCGAUAAAAUCAAAAAAUCGUAAAAAAUUUUUACAGAUCACUUAGCAGCUAUUUCACCAUCACGAGAGCAGUUUAAGCCAACGACGAGAGAGAGAAACCACUUAAAACCAGUACAUGACUUAAUAUCGGCUGCACACUUAACAGUUGGAACGGAAUAUUUCAGUCGAAGAAGAGACGGAAAAGAAGAAAGAUGGGUGUCGUCAGUAUGUUUGCUCGCGUAACGUUCUAUCCGACGUUGUUCUAUAACAUUUUCAUGGAACGCGUUUCGGCAAGGCGAUGGUACGAUCGGAUUGACGACAACAUGAUACUCGGCGCCCUGCCGUUUAGGACAAUGAGUGAAGAGCUCGUGAAAAAAGAAAACAUCAAAGCGGUUGUCUCCAUGAACGAAGAUUACGAACUGUGGUUCUCCAAUAAUGCCGAGCGCUGGGCGCAACACAACGUCAAAUUCCUCCAACUAGCUACCACAGACAUCUUCGAGUCACCAGAUCAGGGAAAACUCCGAAAGGGGGUCGAAUUCAUCAAUCGCUUCUUACCCGAAGGACAAAAAAUCAAAGGUAUUCCUUGCGAUUUUACAGACGAAGCGGGAACUGUUUAUGUUCAUUGCAAAGCAGGACGUACCAGGAGUGCGACAUUGGUUGGAUGUUACCUCAUGAUGAAAAAUGGAUGGACCCCCGAACAAGCAGUAGCUCAUAUGAAGGAUUGUCGUCCCCAUAUUUUACUUCACAACAAACAAUGGGAAGCGCUGAGGAUCUUCCACACAGAUAACGUUGGAAAAAGCAACUUAGACAGUAAUAAUAGUCGGGCAAAGGGCAGCUAACAAAAGAAUUUUGUUUAAUUUUAAAUAGUUUUGUUCUUUUUUUUUUGUGAAUAAUAAAUCUUACAUGA
Messenger RNA from Culicoides brevitarsis, 1032 nucleotides. RefSeq names its product phosphatidylglycerophosphatase and protein-tyrosine phosphatase 1 (gene PTPMT1). The transcript is spliced from 5 exons. The record is from RefSeq and is a predicted model, not a curated record. The coding region runs from base 338 to 964 and encodes 208 amino acids. Gene Ontology annotation, biological process: protein dephosphorylation. Lineage: Eukaryota; Metazoa; Arthropoda; Insecta; Diptera; Ceratopogonidae. Gene Ontology annotation, molecular function: protein tyrosine/serine/threonine phosphatase activity; phosphatidylglycerophosphatase activity; phosphatidylinositol-4,5-bisphosphate 5-phosphatase activity.